AACGCCCUACGUGUGUAACGUAAGGCGCUGACGCACUCUCCCCCUGCCCGCCGCACUCCGCCGCUUCUCCUUCACUCUCCGCCGCAAACACUAGCUCCUCCACCUCCGGUAGAGACUACGGCUGUGCACCGAUUGUAACCCAAAGCGGUCAGCAGGGGUCAUGAGGGUGUCGGAGGCCCCGGUUGCUGUUCAGAGCAGCUGAAGCAGACAUGGGCAAAGAAGUCUCGAAUGGCACCGGUAGGCUCGGCCUCAUCGACUUCACCAGCCACAUCCUUCUUCGCCACAACCACCACGGCCUACGCAACAAGUUCUCCGUAUUUGCAAGCAUCUCCCAGUAAGACUUUGCAAUGAGAAUGUCCGACACAGUCGACACUGAAACGAUGAAGGUUUCCGAGGCUGCAGACGCAGUGUCCCCUCCAAAAGACAACAGCGCCACCAAGUCUGAGGUCACAGACCAGAGCCAGAGCAGCAGAGAUGAACACAGCAGCAACAAUAAGAGGGACAUGCAGAUUCCAGUCAAGACUACACAGAUUCAACUGGCAUAGAUCUCCACGAGUUCCUGGUCAACACAUUGAAGGGCAACCCGAGGGAUCGAAUCAUGCUACUGAAGUUGGAACAGGACAUCUUGGACUUCAUCAGCAAUAAUGAAAGCCAAAAGAGAAAGUUCCCACCCAUGACGUCCUAUCACAGGAUGCUGUUACAUCGAGUGGCAGCCUACUUCGGCAUGGACCACAACGUGGACCCCAGUGGGAAGUCCGUGGUGAUCAACAAAACCACCAACACUAGAAUACCCGAUCAGAAAUUCUCAGAGCACAUCAAGGAUGACAGGGCGGACGAUUUUCAGAAACGCUACAUUCUCAAACGAGACAACUCCAGCUUUGAUCGUGAAGACAGCACGAUUCGAAUGCGUUUGAAAGCUGACAAGAGGAGCAAAUCGAUGGAGGAGAGGGAGGAGGAGUACCAGCGAGCCAGAGAAAGGAUAUUUGCACAUGAUGCUACGAGCUGGUCGGUCAGGCGCCAGUCGGCAGAGCAGCUCUGAGACGGAAACACUGCCUCGGCACGGCGAGCCUCGGCCAUGGAGCAGCACCGACAGCUCGGACAGCUCCAACCGGCUCGCCCCGCGGCCCGCCAUCACCAAGGCCAGCAGCUUCAGCGGCAUUUCCCCGGGCCUCGUCCGAGGGGACAGCACGGCCAGCAGCAAGAGCACCGGGAGACUCUCCAAAACAGGUUCAGAAUCAUGCAGUAGCGUCGGCUCCUCGUCCAGCUCGCUUUCCCGUCCCCAGCUGCCUCUCCCAGUUUCAGCCUCGUCCUGGUCCAACAUCCCCAGCGCCCCUUUAAUCCACCCAGCCGCUGACACCAGAGGCUCUGGACACCCUGAGAUGAUCAAGAGCCUCCCUUCACAGCCACCAUCUGCUACAGACGCAACAAACUAUUAUGUGUUGCCGCUGGAAGCCUCAGGGAUACCGCCCGGCAGCGUUCUGGUCAACCCACACACAGGCAAGCCUUUCAUCCACCCCGACGGCAGCGCUGUAGUUUAUAACCCGGCCGCUGUCGCCCCCGCUGCUGGCAGGAACCCACAGCAGGGGAAAAGCCCACAGCAGCCAAUCCCUGCCCCAACACAGCAACAGCCAACCAAUCACCUCCACUCCCAGCCGUUCUCCCCUCUCCAGCUGUCCUCUGAGCCUGUCCACAACCCAACGAUCUCGUAUCCUCUUCCUCCUUCUCAGUUCCUGCCCGUCUGUCCUAACCAGCAGUACACUGUGCCUGACGCCCUCAACGCCCAGUUCAGUCACAUGACUCUGGCGCAGCAGCAGCAGCCCAGCGACAGUGGGGCUUCAGCUCCAGACGCCCGCCACUAUCCCACUGUAUACCACCACCACCACCACCCCUCCUCCAUGGUACUGCAGGGAGCUCCUCCACAGCAGCAGCAGGUUGCUAGCUACAUGGUGGCAGGGCCAUCGGGAGGACACCCAGGGGUGCUGCAGGGCCAGCCCGUCCCGCUCCAGACCACGGGCCCCAACCAUGCGUAUCCCAGCUCCACCCCGGGCCCUUCUGCUUUCCCCGGGUCCACACUGAACCAGCAGCUACUCCAGCAACACGCCUACAUCCAGCAGCCUGUCCAGCAGAUGUCGUCGUGUUACUGCUCUUCAGUCCACCACCCCCACUGCUCCAGCCAGCAGCAGCACUACCGGCCCCCCGUCAACCCGCUGUCCUAUAACUGCCCUCAGAGCCAAAACCUGCCCCAGCAACAAGUGCACCAAGCCGUGAUGCCAAACCCAGCGUCCAGCUACCAGACCAUAGUGGGCGUACAGCCAACACCCAACCUCGCUCUCUCUGGCAACCAGCAAAGCAAUAUGGGCAACCAGAUGCAAGGCAUGAUGGUCCAGUACCCUCCAAUGCAGUCUUAUCAGCAGGUUUCUAUGCCACAGCAGACGUACCAGCAGCCAGUGUUUGUGUCCUGUCAGCCAGGACAGGGGGCAGUGGCUGUUGCUGGCAUGCAGCCCUGCUACAGCCUGCUCCCCCCUAACCAGCACACCACCAUGAGUUCUACAGUGAGUUUCCUGCCUGCUCAGAUGAUGGAGCAGCUCCAGUUUCCUCAGACCUCAUCCCCCUGUGUCUCCCAGCAGCACCCAGGCCAGCAGUACGCAGGGUUGUUACCCUCAGGCCCCAGCAGUGGCAUGGUAUGCUGCAAUGACGGGGCCCACCCUGCCAGCAGCCCCCGAGCCCCUCCCCCUGCCAGCGAAGACCAGCCCAACCACAAACACCCGGGCGCCGAGCACCAGCGCGGCCGCCGGCCUGCCGAGCUCCUCCCGCCUCCAGACAACACCCAGAGCAGCUUGCCCUCGUCUCCGGCACUCACUCCCUUGCCAGGCCAGCCGCCCAGCGUCAAGGGCCUCCCAUCAGGCAUCUCGUCCAUCCCUGUCAUGGCCCACCACCCGCACCACCACCACCCACAGCUCCCUACAGCCUUCUGCCACAGUGGACAAGGUGAAGCACACUACUCUCUACUGGGCCAGCCUCUGCAGUACAAACCCUCCAUCAGACAUCCGCUGAUUCACACUGCCCACAUGGUGGCCAAACACCAGGGUCCACUGGGGGUUUGGCGUAGCGGUCAUGGGAGGAAGGCCAGCAGAAAACCUCUGUCUUCAGAUCUCAGUGUAGGUGAAGCAGUGAGCAGUCAGAUCCUGGAAGUGACAGAUCCUCCGGAGGGGAUCAGCUGUACAGACUCCCACCACCUCCUGGCAGAGCUCUGCAAAGGGGGCGAAUUGAUCCGGCGGCUGUCGGACCAUCAGCCCCGGCUGUGCAACACAACCAGAGACGCUCCCAGCGGAGACCUGGCCUCAUCAUACUCCAUCUUUGCCAUGCUACCCUCCAGAUUUGCUGCACCGAGCGCCGCGCUCCACCACGGCGGCCCCCAGGCCACCUUUAAACGACGAACUAGUACCAGACACAAAGGGGAGCUGUGUGACUCGGACAAGGCCGGCUCAUAGCUGCUAAGAUCUCGGUGCACCUAAGGAGCGCCACGUUGAACGCACAUCCAACCACCUGCCUCUGCUGCCUCAGUCUGGACUGUCUCGGUUUUAGUCCCAGACUCUGUCCAAAUCAAAAAACCGUAUCAAAUGUUUGAAGAAUGAAUGUUCACUUUUAUUUAGUUUUAGUUAGUUUUAUCAUUUUUUUUCUGGCCAACAGGUCUGUGCAGGGUGGAAACCGAGCAGCACCUCCAAGUUUGGUUUUGUUUGUGAGAUGCGUCCGUGGCUGCUGAGCUCAAGCCCCCCACACCACCACCACCACCACCUCUCUAUCUUUCU
This is a messenger RNA of Morone saxatilis (striped sea-bass), 3809 nucleotides long. RefSeq names its product R3H domain-containing protein 1. Gene Ontology annotation, molecular function: nucleic acid binding. The record is from RefSeq and is a predicted model, not a curated record. Lineage: Eukaryota; Metazoa; Chordata; Actinopteri; Moronidae.